AUGGUAUUUGCUUGUACCCGAUUAACUAGUAUAGUGAAAAUAUUGAAGAAGAGCAAAGAGGUCGUUGAGGAAUCUAAUCCACAGCAACGUGUGCUUCGCCGUCUCUUUCGUUAUUCGUUCUCUGAUUGGAAAUUAAUUCUUUUGGGUAGUUUCUUUCUUUUCAUCGUAUCAUCUGCUGAAGUUUUCGUUCCACUAUUGACUGGUCGUCUCCUAUCAAGCGUGGCAUACAAAGACCCAUAUCCAAAGUUUCGUACUAACCUUCUUCUAUUUGUUGGUGCAUAUUUUAUUGGUAUUCUCUUCGGUGGAUUUCGUCUAUGGGUGUUUUCAGUUUGUGUAGCACGUUUGAGUAUUCGUCUACGUACAAAACUGUUCCAGACUUACCUUCAACAAGAAAUUGGAUUCUUCGACACACAUGAAAGUGGGAAACUACUUUCGCGUCUCAAUCAUGACACAGAAAUCAUGAGUACAACUGUUGCAAAUAAUGUUUCGCAAUGUAUUGGUUCCGUGUUCAAAUUUAUCGGUAUCAUAUUAGUCAUGUUCAAAUUGAAUGCUUAUCUAACAUUGAUCUGUAUUGUUGGCACUCCUGUUAUUCUUGUCGUUAUUAAAUUAAGUGGUAAUACAAGUCGACGUGUGUCGGAAAAAGUGCAAAAUCUGACGGCUGAUUCGUCGGAAGUAUCCGAAGAAGCCAUUCAAAGUAUUCGAACAGUACGCAGUUUUGCAAAUGAAAAUGGUGAAAUCAAACGAUAUACGAGUAUUCUGCAACAAGCCUAUGGAGCACUCGUUGCUCAAGCAGGAUUAGCUUCCGUACAAAAGUGGUUUGUCGAUAUGGGAAGUGUCGGUCUAAGUGCAACAAUAUUAACUUACGGUGCUAAAUUAGUGCGUGAAAAUCGAUUACCUGGCUCUGACAUGUUAUCAUUCAUCAUGUGUCAACUUGCACUCGGCCCUAUUCUCUCAGAUAUUUCACAAAUCUAUUCAUCGUUGAAAACAGCUGCUGGUGCAAGUGAAUCAGUAUUUGAAUAUAUUGACCGAUCUAUAGAACAAAAACCGAGUGGAGAUUAUAAACCAGACGAAUUUCGCGGUGAAAUCGAAUUUCAAGAUGUGACACUGACCUAUCCUGCACGACCCAAUGAAAAAGCCAUUUCGAAUGUUUCAUUCCGAAUCGAGCCCGGCAAAACAUACGCUUUUGUUGGACCAUCUGGCUCUGGUAAAUCGACGUGUCUGAAUCUCUUGGAACGUUUCUAUGAUCCAAAUGAAGGAAAGGUUUUGAUUGAUGGUCAUGAAAUUCAAGAAUAUGAUCAUAAAUAUCUUCAUCAAAAAAUCACUUUGGUAGGUCAAGAACCUAUUCUCUUCAACCGAACAAUCCGUCAAAAUAUUCUCUACGCCAUGGAUGAAAACGAAGACGAGAAUCAAGAGAAGAGUGAAGCUGCAGUCGUGGAACAGGAUGCCAUCGUUGAAUCGGCAGCGAAAGAAGCAGAUGCACAUACCUUCAUCAGUGGUCUCGUCGAUGGUUACAACACACCAUGUGGCCAACGGGGCACUCAACUUUCUGGUGGUCAGAAACAACGCGUCUCAAUUGCUCGUGCGAUUAUCCGUAAACCAAAUAUUCUCCUUCUCGAUGAAGCUACAUCUGCUUUAGAUCCAAUUAGUGAACGUUUGAUUCAAGAAUCAUUAGUUCAAAACAAUCAACAAAAACGUACUGUACUUAUCUCAGCACAUCGUUUGAGCACAUUUGAAAAAUGCGAUCGAAUCUUCGUCAUCUGUAAAGGCAAACUGGUCGAACAAGGUUCGCACGAAGAAUUAAUGGCAAUCGAGAAUGGUGUUUACCAAGAAUUGGUCCGACGACAAUUGACAGAUUUAGGUGAUUCUCAAUUAUAG
Adineta ricciae is the source of this 1875-nucleotide messenger RNA. The record is from the annotation of a GenBank genome assembly. NCBI's taxonomy places the organism in Eukaryota, Metazoa, Rotifera, Eurotatoria, Adinetida, Adinetidae.